Molecule: messenger RNA, 5153 nt
Organism: Pongo pygmaeus (Bornean orangutan)
Lineage: Eukaryota; Metazoa; Chordata; Mammalia; Primates; Hominidae
Exons: 2
Coding region: 179-919 (246 amino acids)
Source: RefSeq, a predicted model, not a curated record
AGGAGAGCAUGCCCAGCCGAGCCCCAUGUGCAGCACAGCAGGAGACCUCACGCCAGUCCCUGACCAAUUGCAUAACUCUCCUAUCUUCUUGGUCAGCCAUCAGUUGCAGGAUCAGCAGCCACACUUCUGUCCCAAGGAGUGAAGCUGAGUAGAGAGCGCACCCUCUGCCUGGGACCUGAUGAAAGAUCCAAGCAGACAGGGGCCCCCUGCGGAACCGUGGACACCGAGCUGCCUCCUGUUCCAGCAACAGCUUGGACCCCCGACUCUGGGUGCAGGGUCCUCACCGGUGUCCCGUGACAGCCGACACGCACUGCGCAGCCCGAGUCGACUGCUGCCACUCCGCGCUCCCCUCCUGGACCCCGCGCAGCUCUCCUGCGCAGAGGCCGGGCUACCUUCCCAGUCUCCAUCAAAGACAGAAAUUAUCGAAAUUCUGCCGCUACUCCUGACAGAAGCGAACGUGAGGGGCCUGUGGGUCUCCGACCCUAGAAGGAGCGCGCGGUGCCAGUGUUGGAUGAGGACGCAGCGUCGAGCAGGAGAACGCAGCACGGAGGAGGGCGCGGCCGGCAGCAGGGCGCAGCAGGCAGGCUGUGCUGGGUCCCCUGACGCUCUCCCCUGCUUGUUCCACGGCCGCCCCGCAGCGCCCUCUGCCGGCCAAGCCCAGAGCGCCGCUCCCCGACACACAGUGCGCGCCGGGUGUGCGCGCCCCCGGGGCCCAGAAGCUCUCCCUGCCGGGCCUGGGACGCGCAAAUGCGAAGCCCACUCUCCGGAGGCACGGGGCUCUGGUGGGUAUUAUUUUUUAUCCCUCUUCAAAAGGCCAGGAUGUGUUAGAUAUGGGCAUCGCGUUUCUAGUGUCCCUCUGAAUCGACCAGUGAAUGGACCCAUUUCCUGUAAACUUUCGCAGCAAAAUGCGAAAGAGUGAGCCCGGCGGGAGACAAGAAGGGCGUUCACGACGAGGGCCCCAAGUGGGAGAGCUUGCGGUUUGAGGAGCUAGGCCAACAGCGAAGGCCUGGCUUCUCUCUUCCCUAAAAAGUCCUUGUGCAAACGAGUCACUGACCACGGCGGAAAGGCUUGCCCGGCCGGGCUCUUUGCAGCCUGCACCGCGCACAAGGCGGAAGGCGAGAGGGCUCCAGACUCCACCCUUCCCUCUUCCUCCCGCUCACAGCUCUGGGGCCACCCCGGGCCAGAGUCUGGCCCAGCGGACCUCGCUGGCUCACAGUGGUCACCAAGACACUCGCGGCGCCCGAGUCCUGCUCACCCCCAGCUUCCGUCCGCUUUCUGACCCUGUGUCGCACGCCCUCACCCCCUAACCACCCCCGCACCCUGAUGCCCUCCGUACCCUCACUCCCAUAGUCCUGGCCUCACUGGGAGCUUCAGGCCACUAAUCUCACCUCCGUCCCCGGCUCCUACUGUCCUGCCCCAGCUGGAACUCCAUGGCCCUUUCCUUAAAGCGCUGCCUUGAAGACGCCCUGGCCCCUGGCUCAGCCCCUCACCCUCGCGUCCCUCCUGCUCUCCGCCUGCGCGCUGCCUCGCCUGGGCGGCUGGAGGUGUUGGGAGAGGGUGGCUUUGUGCAUUAUGACCCCGGCAUCCUCAGGGAUGCGAAUCCCCCUGCAGCCCCGCACCUCCCACCCGCUCCACUCCUCAGCCUCCCAGCACCUCUAAGUAUGACGGCCUUCCUUCUGUCGCCCUGAGAAGGCAGGGGGUCAGCGGAUCUGCACAGGCCGCCUCCGACACCCCGCCCCCAUGUGCCAUCUGCUGCCCCCGCGGCCCCUGGUCGUGCCCUAAGACCUUCCCAAGAGCUCUCUGGGCCAGGCCACCCCAGGCCGUCUACUCAGCCACCAGCCACGCUCUCACCUCUAACUUCCCCCUCCUCUAGGGUAUCCCAGUGAAGGCCAAAUCCAGUAGGAUUUCUCCACCUUACCUUUCAAAGGCCCCCUCAGGACCUUUCCCCAGCAACCUCCCCCUUUCCCAGCACCUGUUUCCGCACAGCUCCUAUUUCUCCUUCACACCCUGACACAUUCACCUUUACCCAGCACUCUACCAAAACCACUCUGACAUGGUCAGUCUCUUUUCCGCCUCGCCCUGCUGCACUCUGAGGUACUGGCCACCGCUAAACAUUCCCAGCUUGCAAUGCUUUCCCACAGGAGGGUCUCAGCCUGCCCCUCGCUCCCCAGCCCCUCAAGCCUCCCUCGCAGCCCCUGUAGCCCAGGAGGGCCCAGCUUCAGGCACAGUCCCUGGCCCUCUGGAGGCACGCUCCUGCCCCGAUGACUUCACCCACCCUCACUGUUUAAAGGCCACCUUUCCGCCCGUGAGUCACCAAGGAACAGCCCUGUCCCAGCCAGCUUCUCACACCAGCUCCACACUCGCCUUUCCUGUAGUCCACCAGACAGCUCCUCCCAAAUGCCGAAUCUUAAACUGAAAACACAAAGGGCAAACUCCUGAUUCCCCUCCCCCCCAUAAAAAAAUAGUCCGCAGGCCGGGUGCGGGGGGGCUCACGCCUGUAAUUCCAGCACAUUGGGAGGCCAAGGCAGGCAGAUCACAAGGUCAAGAGAUGGAGACCAUCCUCGCCAACAUGAUGAAACCCCAUUUCUACUAAAAAUACAAAAAUUAGCUAGGCUUAGUGGCACGUGACUGUAAUCCCAUCUACUCGGGAGGAUGAGGCAGGAGAAUCGCUUGAACCCAGUAGGCGGAGGUUGCAGUGAGCCGAGAUUGUGCCACUGCACUCCAGCCUGGGCGACAAAGCAAGACUCCUUCUCAAAAACAAAACAAACAAACAAAAGCAGUCCGCUGGGAACUUCUUUGCCUUUCUUUCUGUUGCUUAGAUCCAAAUCGCAUUUGUCUUCAACUACCCUGCUUCUCCUCCAUCCAAACCCACUGUCAGCAAAUCCUGCUGGACUUGCCUACAAGGAAAACCCAGAGAGCAGCCACUUCUGGUCACCUCCCUCACGCUCAGCCCAGGACACACCACCACCGUUACUCCCGAAAUCAUGUCGCCUUCUCCCUCUUCUUCCUACUUAUGCCCUUACCGACCCCUCCAGGAAUCUAGUCACAACACAGCAGCCAGAAUGGUCUUGUUAAAGCAUUAAGUGAAAGUCAUGUCACUUCUUUGUUGAAAAUCCCUCAAUGGCUUUCCAUCCCAGAGUCCUAAGAUGUCCCAAAUGGGCCUCCUCUGCUGGGCACUUCCCCUCCUCCACCCACAGUGGCCCCCCAAACUCCCCAACUCAAGCCCUCCCCGCAAUGCCACCACCAUCUCAGGGUCUCCACAGCACCAUCCCCCUGCUUGGAAUGCAGCCCCCAGGUCUCCCCGCUUGCUCCCUGAUGCCUUCAGCUCUCUGCUCAGAGCUCCCUGCACAGCAGGCUCCUUCUGGCCACCUUAUUUAAGACUGCAGCUGUCUCCCUCGUCCCCACCCCUUCUUUUCCUCUUCCUCACUCUGGGUUUCCCAAGCCCUGGCCGCUUUCUCUCAUUCGAUGUGUCCUGACUUGCUUAUUGUCUUUCAUCCCUCACUAAACAUGUGCUUCAAGCAAGCAGGGAUUUUUUUUAAGAGACAGGGCCCCACUCUGUUGCCCAGACUGAAGUGCAGUGGCUUUUCACAGGUGUGAUCAUAGCCUGUGGCAGCUUCAACCUCCCAGUUUCAAGCAAUCCUCCCACCUCAGCUUCACCAGUAGCUGGGAUGACAGGCACGUGCCACCACCGUGCCCAGCUAAUUUUCUUCACUGCUAGAUGCCCCUUGCUAAGAACAUUGAGGAGGAUCUAAUGGAUCUUUGCCCACUAAAUGCAUGAGGGAAUCCUACAUCUGCCUUCUCUUCCCUCUUUCCUGCCAUUUCCAUCACAUUUUACUCUUGCUCUGCUCCGUAAGGUUUUCUCCAGGUGGAGUCUUUCCUGCCUCAGAUUUUAUAGUCCAUUUUGGGACUCACCGCCUCUAGUGGGUUUUGCUUUAAUUUGGGCCACUGUGGACCAUUUCUAUUUCUAAGAACACUCCCUUGUUCUCCCACUGCUGCUUUUUCAUAAUUGCCUACCCUUGUGUUUAAUCAAAGUUCUGGCCCCUUAACGCCCUCUGAGAUGCAGGCUGAAAUUGUGUAAACGUGUUUCUGCCUUCUACAGUAACUAUUUGGGUCAGGGCAUUUUGUGGUUCUAAGCACUGCUGGCUUGCUGACCCACCUGGAUGUCUUCUGGGGCCCAUCCACAUUUGUGAACUUGACUAACUGCCAUGGAGCUGGUGGGAUUCCAUCAACGGGAUGUUGAGGCUCCCCUAGAGGCAUCCACAUGUAAUUAUUUGAGUUGAAGGAAAGGCCUCCCCACUAAGAGAUGAGUGAAACUUAUACCUUACACCUUUCCUUCAGGGUGUUCAGCUAAGAGGCUGACCAGCAGAACGAGGCCCUCUCAGAAGGGAAGUAGGUGAUCUACUACAUGGGGUCCUUGGGGAGCACCCACCUCGGCUAACAGGUGGCCAAGCUGAGCCCCGGCAAAAGCUGUGGCCUGCUGUUCUGUGUGUGCUCUAAGAGAGUUCCGGACAGCUUUUCCUUUAUUCUCUCAUAACUGCUUCCUGACCCACCCAUUCCUCCAGCCUCUGGACUUUAGAUUUAUUCAGUCAGAUCUGUAAUUAUAACAACAAGAGCUAAAAUCAUCCUGACAUUUGCUGUAUGCCAAUAUUGUUGUCAGGACUUUAUAGAAAUUAACUCAUUUAGUUAGCUCAUAUCACCCCAAUCAAGUAGUUACUAUUGUUUUGCCAGUUUUAAGAGGAGGGAACUGAACCACAGAGAAGUGAAGACCUGCCCAUGGUCAAGCAGCUGCUAAGGGGCGUCCCUGAGACCACAGCUCACUCACCAGUGGGGAGCGAGAAAAACAGAGGGCGAGCACAUCUGAGACCUGCCGUGCUGGGCCUUUGGGAGUGUCUGUGAGUGCGUGAGCAUGUAUGCAGUCAGGAGUCACCUGGGGAGCUGGCCUGGGGCCCUCACAUGAAAGCCCAACCAGCCACAGCCACAGUCGCCCUGCUAUUCCUAUCAAGACCUUGCAUAACAAUAAAUUGUUCACAUGCCAAGGCUAGAAAGGCAAAAGACUCUGCAAAGACAAGCUCUCAUUGACCUUAUAACCAGAGGGUCUAGCUUGUGCAUAUAGUAGGUUGCUUAAUAAAUAUUUGUUGGAAUAAAGACAUUAG